This is a messenger RNA of Linum tenue, 2587 nucleotides long. NCBI's taxonomy places the organism in Eukaryota, Viridiplantae, Streptophyta, Magnoliopsida, Malpighiales, Linaceae. The record is from the annotation of a GenBank genome assembly.
UCUUUCUUUUUCAUUUGCUCUUUCGCUCUCUUUUCAAUUCUGUACAUUUCCCUCACAAAAUUCCUUCUUCAGUCUUCCAUUUCUAUCCCUCGCUGUCCGAAACUCAAACCUGCCCAGUUUCAGUUUUCUUGAUCGGUUGGAGUUUUGGGUCUGGUUCUUGCACAGUGAAGCUGGUGGCAGCGUGGGGAAGGAGGAAAGUAGUAAAGCGAAUGGAGGGUGUUUGAGCACAGCACUAACAGAGGAGGGGUUGAAUGAAGCGCAGAGGAGAGGACCGAAAGUAGCAACAGAAUCUGAAAUGGAAUUCCCUUUGAGAGGUUGCUGGUAGUUCAGACCAGGGGAGUUAUCUGUCAUCUACUGUGGGAUUUUUUUUCUUGUUCUUGUCAUGGAGAUUGACAUUAGUGAGAAGGAUAAGCUUGAGCAGGAGAAAGGGAAUGACGAUAACUCUAUGACCUAUCAAUCACCUGGUAGUUUAACUUCAGACUGGCAUUUUACUGGUGCUAAUGUAACUACUUCAGCCCUCAGUUUGGUUCCUAGCGAUGACGGUCAGAUGAAUGCUUGUAGAGGAGAUUUAGUUGGUGUAGCUUCUUGCUCAUCUGCCACCAUGGAAGAAUCAUUUGCUCCACCUGGUCUGUGGGAUCACCAAACUAGUUCACAGAACACUGGGUUUUGUGACAUCAGUGUAGGCACAGGAACUCCGGUAGGGAUUGUAACUGGUGGUCCUGUCUCUUUGAGAAGCAGUAUCGAUGGAGCUCUGCGUAUGGGUUGGAAUCCACCUAGUUCAGUGUUAAGGAGCGGUAUUUUCUUGCCCAAUGCCCAUGGAAUACUUCCCCCAAGCUUGUGUCAGUUUCCAGCCGAUCCUGCUUUCAUUGAGAGAGCCGCCAGGUUUUCAUGCUUCAACAGUGGAAAUAUUUGUGACAUGGCUCACCCUUUUGGAAUGUCCGAAGUUAUGGGUCUUUACUCUAGGGGAGGGGGAAUGAUGCAGGGGCUGCAGGAGCUAUCCUUAGCUCAGAAGAAUAUGAUGCAUGGAGUGGGAUGUUCUAGAGAAGCAAGGGAUGCUUCUUUACACAUGGAUCAUGCGAAACCUGAAGAAAGCCCACUUGAGAGUGACAGAAAAAGUGAGAGCCUUGUAAGAUCUCAGGAUGAAGUAAAACUAGGUUUGGAUAGGUCUGGUGUUGACUCUGAUGAAGCUGAAUUUAGCGGUGGGGACCAAGAUGAUGCCACUAUGUUGGCGGCAAAUGGUGGAAAGUUAUAUGCUAAGGGCCUUAACUCAAAGAAAAGAAAGCGAAAUGGGCAGGACACCGAGCAUGAUCCAGGCAAGGUAAGCCAGCAAUCUGCAGGAGUUACUACGGAUGACCCUGAAGUUCAACGUAAGGGUGGUAAAAAUCUGACUUCCACAACUAACAAGACUUCUGGAAAGAAUGCGAAACAAGGAUCUCAAGCUUCUGAUCCGGCAAAAGAAGAAUAUAUUCAUGUUAGAGCUCGAAGAGGACAGGCAACUAACAGUCAUAGUCUUGCAGAGAGAGUGAGAAGGGAGAAGAUCAGUGAAAGAAUGAAGUUUCUGCAGGACCUUGUACCUGGUUGCAACAAGGUGACGGGCAAGGCAGUGAUGUUGGAUGAAAUUAUUAACUAUGUACAAUCACUACAGCGGCAGGUGGAGUUUUUGUCAAUGAAGCUUGCAACAGUGAAUCCGAGGAUGGAUUUUAACCUGGAAGGGCUUCUAGCAAAAGAUGUGAGUGACUGUAAGAUCCUAACAUCAAGAGCUGUUCCUUCAGCUAGUCUGCCCUUUUCACCAGACUUGCCUAUGUCUUAUGCUCCAUUACAUCCAUCUCAAUCAGGACUUGUUCCAGCUGGUUUUCCUGCCAUGGAGAAUCAUUCUGACACCCUUCGGCGAACUAUUGGUUCUCAGUUGACUUCUACAAGUGGAGAAUUUAAAGAGUCUGCUCAUCUACCAGAUUCCUGGAACAAUGAGCUGCACAAUGUUAUACAGAUGUAUGGGAGCAGUGGACCUCAAGAUAGCCAAGAGUUAACUGGGCCAGUUGCGGCAAGCAAUAUGAAGGAUGAACCUUGAUUUUUCGUCCUGGUUCUAAUGCAGCGCGGCUACUAGUAUAUCAUUUCUUGAACAGCAGGGAUCUAGAGGACUAUGAAGAUUCGGGACGCAAAGGGAAGGAAAGGAAUGAUGAAUGAUGGAAGUUGGAAGAAGUGUACAGAUAGGAUGGUGGUGGUGGAGGAUAGUGGAUGGUGGAAUCAGAGGUCGUGUAAACUACUAUCAUGAAUAUGUAUGUAUGAUAUAAGCACUGGAAAGACAUGGUCGUCUGGGUCUUCCCUCCCAUUCUUUUGUGUGCAAAUUGCAUAUAAACACAAAAUUGCACAAGCAUUCUGUUUCUUGACAUCUGCGUUAGUUUUUCCCUUUCUACUUUUUAAACCCAAGCAGGUGAACAUUUCGACUUGUUUGUUUCUUUCAGUCUAGUUUACCUCAUCUGGAACCGGUGGUUUCACUGAUGGAAUGUGUUCAUGAACUGUAUAUUUGGAAAGGUGACAGGCAAGUUAUUGCUUGUUUGUUUCUUGAGUAGAAGGAAAUUGGACAGUG